AGGAGGGAUGCUGAGUGGUGCUGAUGCUGCGGUCAGUGUUCGGUCACGGCGACCAACAUCACGUUAGAUCCAGAGCUUUAAACCCUUCUGGACGGAUCAGAUAUCCGUGCAUGUCUGCUUUUGUCCCUGUCGAUUGACAAACCUGAAGUGUCCUCGCAGAUGGACACGUUCUUUUAAUCAGCAUCGACGGAAAUUCAGACGCGACUUUUUUUUUGCGUCUAAAAUUCAGGAAUGCGCGUCUGAUCGGUGCACAGCAACAAGUUUGGGAACUUCUCGGAUCUUUACUCUGUGCUCUGCGGUUGUUUUUUUUCUUUCAUCACCUCCCUGUUUGUUCGGUUCGGGUCCGACAUGGCGGACGCGGCGGAAUGCGGAGUGAAAGUGAUGUGCCGUUUCAGGCCACUGAACGAGUCGGAAAUCAACAGAGGCGACAAAUACAUCCCGAAAUUUAAAGGAGAGGACACUGUGGUUGUGUCGGGGAAGCCCUACAUGUUUGACCGAGUUUUAGCUCCAAACUCAACCCAAGAGCUGGUGUACGAUUCCUGCGCCAAGCAGAUCGUUCAAGAUGUUCUUGAUGGAUACAAUGGAACCAUUUUUGCGUAUGGCCAGACGUCUUCAGGAAAGACCCACACCAUGGAGGGGAACCUCCAUGACCCGAACCACAUGGGCAUCAUUCCUCGCAUCGCUCAGGACAUCUUCGACCACAUUUACUCCAUGGAUGAGAAUCUCGAGUUCCAUAUCAAGGUCUCCUACUUUGAGAUUUACUUGGACAAGAUCAGAGAUCUACUAGAUGUGUCCAAGACAAACCUCGCUGUCCACGAGGACAAAAACAGGGUUCCGUAUGUGAAGGGCUGUACGGAGCGCUUCGUGUCCAGCCCGGAGGAGGUGAUGGACGUCAUUGAUGACGGCAAAGCCAAUCGUCACGUCGCGGUCACGAACAUGAACGAGCACAGCUCGCGCAGUCACAGUAUAUUCCUGAUUAACAUCAAGCAGGAGAACGUGGAGACGGAGAAGAAGCUCAGCGGGAAGCUCUACCUGGUGGAUCUGGCUGGGAGUGAAAAGGUCAGUAAAACCGGAGCAGAAGGCGCUGUCUUGGAUGAAGCUAAAAACAUCAAUAAAUCUCUGUCUGCUCUGGGCAACGUCAUCUCCGCGCUGGCUGAGGGAACCAAGACGCACGUGCCCUACCGAGACAGCAAGAUGACACGCAUCCUGCAGGACUCUCUGGGUGGAAACUGUAGGACCACCAUCAUCAUCUGCUGCUCGCCGUCUGUCUUUAACGAGGCCGAGACCAAAUCGACGCUGAUGUUCGGCCAGCGAGCUAAGACGAUCAAGAACACAGUGUCGGUUAACAUGGAGCUGACGGCCGAGGAGUGGAAGAAGAAGUAUGAGAAGGAAAAGGAGAAGAACGGUGGCCUGAAACUCAUCAUCCAGCGGCUGGAGAACGAGCUGAAGCGCUGGAGGAAAGGUGAAGCAGUUCCAGUUGAAGAGCAGCAGAAAAGAAAGGAAAUAAAGAACGUGGAAGCCACACCCACAAUCGAAAGUCUGGCUCCGCCUCCCCUGCCACUUUGUGACACAGAGAAGACCCAGUAUGAGGAGCUGAUCAAUGAUCUUUACCAGCAGCUUGAUGAUAAGGACGAUGAGAUCAAUCAGCACAGUCAGCUGGCAGAGUCCCUGAAACAGCAGAUGGUGGAUCAGGAUGAGCUUUUAGCGUCGACACGGCACGACUGCGAGAAGCUCCAGAACGACCUGAUGCGUCUGCAGCGUGAUCACGAGGCCGCCAAAGAGGAGGUCAAGGAGGUGCUGCAAGCGCUGGAGGAACUCGCCGUCAACUACGACCAGAAGAGCCACGAGUUGGAGGAGAAAGGACGGAGCAACGUCCAGCUCAACGACGAGUUAACGCAGAAGAGCACAAUCCUGUGCACCUUGGAAAGGGAUCUGGCCAUGCUGCAGGACGUGAGUGGACACCACAAAAAGAGAUCUGCGGAGAUCCUCAGCAUGCUGCUGCGAGAGCUCGCAGAGAUCGGUAGUGUCAUCGGCACCAGCGAGCUCAAGACGACAGCAGAGGGCCCUGGAGGGAUGGAAGAGGAGUUUACCAUGGCACGCCUCUUCAUCAGCAAAAUGAAAUCGGAGGUGAAGUCCCUGGUGAACCGCAGCAAACAACUGGAAGGAGCUCAAGUGGAAACGACACGUAAGAUUCAGGCCAACGAGAAAGAGCUCGCGUCCUGCCAGCUCCUCAUCUCACAGCUCCAGGCCAAGAUCAGAUCCCUGAGCGACUACAUGCAGAACAUGGAACAAAAGAAGAGGCAGCUGGAGGAGAGCCAGGACUCGCUGAUGGAGGAGCUGGCCAGACUCCACGCUCAGGAAAAGAUGCACGAGGUGUCCGUGAUGGACAAGGAGAUGGAACACAUGAACAAGAUGAAGGAUGCCGAAGAGAUGAAGAAGGCGCUGCAGGAGCAGAUGGAAGGUCACAGCGAGGCCCAUCAGAAGCAGCUCUCACGCCUGCGAGAUGAGAUUGAUGAGAAGCAGAAGAUCUUGGACAAGCUGAGAGAUAUAAACCAGUCUCUCCAGCUGGAGCAGAAAAAGCUCAUAUCUGACUACAACAAGCUACAGGAGGAUGAACAGAAGAAGGACCAGAUGCUACAGAAACUAAUUCUAUUAAAUGAGAAACGGGAGCAGGCCAAGGAGGACCUGAAGGGUCUUGAAGAAACUGUGAUGAAAGAGCUCCAAACUCUUCACGAUCUGCGCAAACUCUUCAUCGACGAUCUCAACGCACGUGUCAGGAUGAAUGUCGAGUUGGACUCGGACGAGGCAGGAAGCAGCCUGGCCCUGAAGCAGAAGAUCAUUUUCCUGGAGAACAAUCUAGAACAGCUCACCAAAGUCCACAAACAGUUGGUGCGUGACAAUGCGGAGCUACGGUGCGAGCUGCCCAAGCUGGAGAAGCGUCUUCGAGCCACAGCCGAGCGCGUAAAAUCCCUCGAGACGGCGUUAAGGGAGGCGAAGGAGAACGCCAUGAGAGACCGCAGGCGCUACCAGCAGGAGGUGGAGAGAAUCAAAGAGGCGGUCAGGGCCAAAAACCAGGCCAGGAGGAGCCACACAGCACAGAUUGCCAAGCCGAUUCGCGCCGGACACCAUGCGUCAUCAGGACAUCAUCACCCAGCAGCCUCUGGGUCUCCAGUUCAUGCCAUCAGAGGGGGUGCGGUUCAGAGCCCACGGCGUCAUCACAACAACCAGAUGCAAGCAGCUCAGCAGCAGCAGCAACAUCAGCAGCACCACUACCCACAGCACAGCAGGAACAGCAACAAAUAAAAGAUGUAGGAGACUGACGGCUGGACUCCUGAGCUCGGCUGGACCUUUUAUCCGUCUAGACGUCAUCCGUCCACGUGGAUUUUUUGGUGUAGUUCUGGAAAAAAGACGAAAUGCCCUCUGAUGUGUUGAGUGCUGGACAGAAUCAUCUUCAUGCUAUGGUGGACUGGUUUUAUACGCAUUUACAUAUACACACAAUACAGUACAUUAUAUGGGCAAAAGUAUUGGGACACCUGACUUUUGCGGUUCUUUACCAAAUUGUUAGCACAAAGUCGGAGAAACUAAAUUUUUAAGAUGUGUUUGGAUGAAAUAUUGGCCUAACCCCAAACCUCCUCCGCUCACCCCACAUCCGUAUCUCUGAGCACAAAUCUCCACAGAAUCUACCUGAACAUCUUUCCAGAAGACUUUAGCUUCUUAUAACCGCAAAAUGAGAACUAAAUAUGGAAAAGGAUGUUCACGCACCAAUCUUCUACUCAGGUGUCUACGAUCUUUUCUCCGUACAGCGCACAUGACAACACCACGUUGUCUGUAACAUGCUAUCGAGCACAUCCUGAAACGAGAGCGCUAGUUCUCACUAGCUAAUCGUGCGAUUAGCGCCUCAUCUGAAAGACAUAAAUCAGCAUUUUUCGGCUAAAUCCUGACACAAAGCACAGGAACGUUAAACACACAUGACCUCUGGCUAUAUGUUACACCUCACACUGCUUAUGUAGCUUUUAUUGCACAAUUAUUAGAAUGUCAAACAUGUUUGUCAUCAUCUGUGUGUGUGUGUGUGUGUGUGUGUGUGCAAUGCAUACAAACAUCGUAGCUACAUCAUUUAGCAUUUAUACUUGAAUUGAAAUCUCAGUUUUAAAUCGGGACCCAAAACUCCUGAUGGACCAGCUGAGAACCUUUAACACCCUUUAGUGUAACUCAAGGGGUUUUUCUGCGGUUCUUUAAAUUGGCACAAGUUCAGUCGCUCUUCAGGGUUUUUUUUUCCUCUGUUUUUAUUGCCUACCUGAAGCGUGUAGCGACACAACAGGGAAUGUGGUCUUCUCUUCAGAACCUUUUUUUUAUUUAUUAUUAUUAACUUAACUCCUGUAACCUUAUGGUCUUGCAGUGAGACAGACAGAUCUUCACAUUGAGCGAAAGUAAAUGCACCCUUCGAUUUUAAAUGUCCUACUUUUUUUUUUU
Silurus meridionalis is the source of this 4470-nucleotide messenger RNA. RefSeq names its product kinesin family member 5C (gene kif5c). Bases 349 to 3303 code for a protein of 984 amino acids. The record is from RefSeq and is a predicted model, not a curated record. NCBI's taxonomy places the organism in Eukaryota, Metazoa, Chordata, Actinopteri, Siluriformes, Siluridae. The transcript is spliced from 26 exons. Gene Ontology annotation, biological process: microtubule-based movement. Gene Ontology annotation, molecular function: microtubule binding; microtubule motor activity; ATP binding.